AUGGCGGAUGGCGACCAUGCCGGACUAGCAGCGUUGAAGGACGCAAGUGCUUGGAUUGGCAUAGUCCGCAAUGGUACCGAGUAUCGUGUGGUUGUUACCCAUGGUCUUGCCAUGGGAACGUACGGAGGAACGACAAGCACACGCACAACUGUAGCAACAACUCCGAUUAUCCGAACAAAGGUGUGGCUCUUAGAUGGGAGCACAUUCAUGGAGCUGGGAGACGCCUAUACUCUUACCACCGACUAUCUUUUCUUUAUGGGAUACCGUUAUGGAAUCUUUAACUACGCGACCCAGGCUCUGGGUGGCUCUGUUGAUGUGCUUAGUUUUGCAAGUGAGUCUAGCUAG
Molecule: messenger RNA, 345 nt
Organism: Aspergillus udagawae
Lineage: Eukaryota; Fungi; Ascomycota; Eurotiomycetes; Eurotiales; Aspergillaceae
Exons: 2
Coding region: 1-345 (114 amino acids)
Source: RefSeq, a predicted model, not a curated record